UGUUCUUGUUGCUGUUGACGAGCACGGGCGUGAGAUAACGGAGUGCGGAGAUUUCAAGGUCAGGAUAUCUGUAACGAUGGAAAUGGAUAUAAGUGGAGUAUCCAGGACACGUGUCUCCAUUCUUCCUACAACUGACAUCAAAGCCACAUUGAAACCAGAAGCAGAGAGACCUCGCUGUGCCAGCACCCCAUGUUCACCAAUCAGAGGUACUGUUGCAGGAUACCAGAUUCUCCACAUGGACUCAAACUAUUUGGUGGGCUUCACCACUGGUGAGGAGCUGCUCAAACUGGCCCAUAAGUGGUCAGAAGGUAAUCCUGAGAAGGCCCGUGUAUCAGAUGCAGUGUCCAGCUCCAUCAAGAGCACUGUCCCUAAGUCUGUGGACCUGGGCAUCCACCGGUCUUCACGUAUUUUCAAAGCCAAAGGCCGGUACUACCAACCAUACGACAUUCCUGCUACUAAUGGACGAAGACGAAGGCGUAUGCCCAGUUCGAGCGACACCUUCCUCAGAUCUCUGGCCCACGGCGAGUCUGGGAGGGCUCUGCAUGCUCCACUACCACUCUGUUUGCUUAAAAGUAAAGGUGCCCAGUCCAAGUCUCUUGACUACCUUAAUCUGGACAAAAUAAGUAUCAAAGAGUCAUCAGACACUGAAGUGCUACAGUACCAACUGCAGCACCUCAACCUACGAGGGGAGCGUGUGUUUACCAGAAACAAGACAUGAAAGCACAGUGAAACUUUUUUAGAUGUGUUUCAUCCUCUGGGGUAUUUAGGUGCUAUUUCUAGACUUGUUUCUUUCUACUAUGAUUAUAAACAGUUCUUUAAGGAGACAGUCUGAUGAUAAUCUUGUUCUAUUAUUAGUUGGGAGGUUUACCUUGUUCUGUAUGCUUAGCAUUAUGAGGUUUUUGAGGUUAAAAAAUUGAAUUAUAUAAAUUUAGCAAUAACUGAUGGACCUAUUUAUUGACAAUUUUUAUUGGCAUUGUUGUGUGUUUGUAAUGGUUGGAUACACACUAUUAUACCAGCUUAUAGCUGAGAAAGCACAUAUCACAUACAGUAUCAGCUUUAAAAUGCACCGUUGACAUCAAUACAAUAGUUUUACUGUGACUGUUCUUGUUUGUUUGACAUUAAGGAACUGCAUUUGGAGUUGUCAAAUUAACAAUAUAACGUUAUUGUAUGUUGCACAUUUAUUUACGUAUUUAUUUAUUGAUGUAGUACUGUUGGUUUAGAUGUCAAUAUGAUUUCCACGCUCUAAUUUACAGUAAUGUAAGUAAAUCAAUUAAAAACAAAAAAAACAUGCCACUUGAAGUUUGUCGUAAUAUAAGAUAUGCCAUGUGCUUUUAAGAGGUUUUUUUUUUCUUCCUCUGAUUCACAAAUAUAAUAAUUAUCAGUGCUUACACUACCAUUUAAACGUUUUGACACACCUUCUGAUUUAAUGGUUUUUCUUUAUUUUUACAACUUUCCACAUUAUAGGACGAGUUGUGUUGUGCAGAAGUCAGGUUGGUACACAGCUGAGAGCCCAACUGUUAGAAUUCAUAUUAUGGCAAGAACCAAUCAGCUAAGUAAAGAGAAACAACAGUCCAUCAUUAAUUUAAGAACUGAAAGUCAGUCAGAUGGAAAAUUGCUAAAACUUCCAAUACGUGCCCAAGUGAAGCCGCAAAAAUCACUAAGCACUACUAUGAAACUGGCUCGCAUGAGGACUGCCCCAGGAAGUGACCUUUGCUGCUGAGGAUAAGUUGAUGCAAGUUAACAGCACCUCAGAUUAGAGCCCAGAUAAAUGCCACACAACAGUCCCAGUAGCAGAACAUCUAUGUUCAAAUUAGGCUUUUAUGGUCAAAUAGCUAAGAAACCAAUACUAAGGAAAAGUAACAAGCAGAAGACAUUUGUUUGGGCCAAGAAACACAAGGAAUGGACAUUAGACCCGUUGAAAUCUGUGCUUUGGUCUGAUGAGUCCAAAUUUGAGAUCUUUGAUUCCACUCGCCGUGUCUUUGUGUGGGGCUGCUUUCCUGGUGACGUUGAAGGCACACUGAACCAGCAUGGCUACCACAGCAUCCUGCAGCAACACGCCAUCUCAUCUGGUUUGUGUUUAGUUGAACAAUCAUUUAUUUUUGAAAACAUUACAAGGACCCCAAACACACCUCCAGGUUGCACAAGGGCUAUUUGACCAAGAAGGAGAGUGAUGGAGUGCAGAUGGCCUGGCCUCCACAGUCACCUGACCUAAACCCAAGAUCAUUUGGGAUGAGAGUGAAGGCAAAGGGCCAACAAGUGCUCAGCAUCUCUGGGAACUUCUUCAAGACUGUUGGAAAACCAUUUCAGGUGACGACCUCAUGAAGCUCAUCGAGAGAAUGCCAAGUGUGUGCAAAGCAGUAAUCAAAGCAAAAGGUGGCUAUUUUGAAGAUUCUAAAGUAUAAAACAUCUUUUGAGUCAUUUCACACAUUUUUGUUUACUACAUAAUUCUACAUGUGUUCAUUCACAGUUAUGGUGCCCUCAGCAAGAAUCUACAAUGUAAAUGUUCAUGAAAAUAAAGAAAAACCAUUGAACGAGAAGGUGUGUCCAAACUUUUGACUGGUAGUGUAUGUACUUUCACUUUUGAUUGAAUCCAAUAACUGAUGAAAGGUGGUAAAUAUAAAUGACAGAGGAAAGACAUGUAAAAUAUCUCCAGUCAGACUUUAACUAAGGAUGCUUCAAUUAUUUGGUCAUCUCCUUAGACCGCUGGUAUCGCUUACUAAUGUGACUAUGAAAGGCAUGAGAAAGAAUUUUAGAGGGAUGCAGAGUUUGCCAUGCUUCUUUAAGAGACUCAAUUUGCAGCCACACUGGACAGAAUGGAGGAUUAUCGUGUAGUUUGAUGAAAUUCAACCAAAUGACCAUGUGUCUUCCACUACAGAUAGAGUGUGAGAGAGUGUCACUUCACUUCUUGUAAAUCUUUAUUGCUUAUUGUAGCAAAUAUGUAUCAGUGCAUCAUUUGUUUUCUGCAUUGUUCAUGACGGCAGUAUGUACAGAUGUGAGAUGUGUUUUUAAUAAGUGUGUAGAUUUCCCUUACAGCUCGUAAUGGUUGAGUUUUCAGUCCCUCUGUUGCAGAACACUUUUUUUCUGGACGUAUUGCACUGUUGGAUAUGUGCUACAGACUGUCUCUGGAAUUCUCUGCUUCUGUCACCACCAUGGCACUAACUAUGUGUUCCUAUAGAAAACACUACAACAACAGUAUUGUAUAUAUAAGUAAGCCAUUAAACACUUACAGAUCUGUA
Molecule: messenger RNA, 3236 nt
Organism: Maylandia zebra (zebra mbuna)
Lineage: Eukaryota; Metazoa; Chordata; Actinopteri; Cichliformes; Cichlidae
Gene: macir
Product: macrophage immunometabolism regulator
Biological process (GO): negative regulation of fibroblast migration; negative regulation of cytokine production involved in inflammatory response
Source: RefSeq, a predicted model, not a curated record